AUGGAUGAGGAGUUUUUGGUUGAGUUCGAUGGCGUUGAACUACAUCUUAAAAUAGAAAUUUACGUAGCAGAAAAUGAGCACAUGUUGUGGCCCAUUCCAACAAUCAUCUUCCUGCUGUUCAAGGUAUUGAUAGCCGUGUACACAGGACUGUUUACCAUCUUUGCUCCAACUUUUGUGGGACUCAAAUAUUUUUGCUACCUAACGAACGUAUCGUAUACAAUAGUUGCAAUUUAUUUCAUCAUAUCAGCUUUUAGAACCGUAAUUUUUGAAGUUUUAUUUGGUGCAUCUCACAAAAUUCAGUUUGCUUCGGACAGUAAUAAUCACAAUUCAAAAAAUCAAGUGAUGAAGGUUGAAGAUCAAAGUGGAGCAAAGUUGGUAAUGUUGAAAGUAAGCAUUUAUGUCGAAUGGAUGGCUCGUCACCUCGGUUACUGCCUCUCCCUGAUAGUUUGUGUUUCUUUCUACUCUUUGGAGGCCAGAGUUGAUGGGGAGCCUGGAACAUCUCUCUUCGACGUCAACUCUCACAUCGUCAUCAACUUCAUCGUCUUUAUCGAUUUGUUCCUCUCAGCAACGCCCGUCAAACUGUUCCAUUUUAUCUGGUUAAUCAUUCUCGGCAUGUUCUAUGCUCUUUUCACAUAUUUCUACUUCAACGCCAAUGGCGAAACUUUGUACAAAUCCUUAAACGAUCGAACCAACCCGUCAGCAUCCUUAAUGUAUUCAUCGAUGAUCGCCAUAUUUGGUUCUAUUUUGAGUACUCUGUUAAUUUAUUGCUGCUAUUUGUUGAGAAUAUUUUUGUACAUUAAAUUAAGAUUAGCCAAGAAAAAGAUAUUUAUUUAA
Molecule: messenger RNA, 834 nt
Organism: Helobdella robusta
Lineage: Eukaryota; Metazoa; Annelida; Clitellata; Rhynchobdellida; Glossiphoniidae
Exons: 3
Coding region: 1-834 (277 amino acids)
Cellular component (GO): membrane
Source: RefSeq, a predicted model, not a curated record